AUGGCGCCCCGCGCGCCGCCGCGCCGGCGGCCUGCUCCCGGCUCCGCGGGAGGAGGCCCCGCCGGUUUCGGGGACUCCGCGCGCGUGCUGCUCGCGCUGGCCGCGCUCUACGCCGCCAUGUCGCUCCUCGCCUACCGCGUCAUCCACAUGCGCCACGUCGCGCCGCUCGGCGCCGACGCGCCGCGGGGGAACUUCUCCGAGGGACGCGUGUUCCAGCACCUCCGCCGCCUCGCCGUUGACAUCCCUAGCCGCCAGGAGGGGAGCCCAGGGCUGGAGGCCGCCGCGCAGUACAUCAAAGGGGAGCUCCAGGUUCUCGCCGCGCGUGCGGGCCCGGAGUACAGAAUAGAGGUUGAGGAAACACUUGUUAGUGGCUCUUUCAGCAUGAUGUUUCUGCGUCAUAGAGUAACACUAGGCUACAGGAAUCAUAAAAAUAUUGUCAUGAGUCCGCUUGGAUCUCCUGGUGCAGCAGACUGUGGUUCUUGUGUUGCAUCUAUGCUUGAGCUAUCACGACUCAUCAUUGACUCUGGGUGGGUCCCUCCACGACCGGUGAUUUUCCUUUUCAAUGGUGCAGAGGAACUUUUUCUUUUGGGCUCACAUGGUUUUAUCAAGACACAUAGAUGGAACAGGACAAUCAGUGCUUUCAUCAAUAUUGAAGCUUCUGGAAGUGGGGGUACAGAUUUAGUUUGUCAAUCUGGACCUGGAUCGUGGCCUUCUCGUAUUUAUGCUCAGACUGCAAAGUACCCUAUGGCAAAUAGUGUUGCUCAGGAUAUGUUUGGAAUAAUCCCAGGUGAUACAGAUUAUAGGAUAUUUGCUGAAGACAUUACGAACAUUCCAGGACUUGAUAUUAUUUUUGUUCUCGGUGGUUAUUUCUAUCAUACUUCAUAUGAUACGUUGGAGAAUCUACUCCCUGGAAGUAUUCAAGCUCGUGGUGAAAAUUUAUUCAACCUUGUGAAGGCAUUCACAAAUUCUAUGUUGUUAAAAGAGAAUGAGAUACCUAAUAAAGCUGCUAAGGAUGGAAUUGAAGAUUUGCGUGCAGUCUUUUUUGAUUAUUUGACUUGGUUCAUGGUGUUUUAUUCUCGUGAUAUCUCUCUGAUUCUUCACAGUCUACCGGUAGCCAUUUUUCUUCUUGUACCGCUGUUCCUGAAGUUCCCAAACAUUACCUUGAUGUCAUGGUUUGUAACUCUUCUAGGUUUCAUGAGAGGAAUGUUACUCCAUGCGUUUGGUGUCAUCCUUGCAAUAUUUAUUCCUGCUGUGGCUGCAGCAUUAAGAUUGUUAUUCACGAAGAAUGCAAUGAAUUGGUUUGCUCACCCUUAUUUGGUGUUCCUUAUGUUUGUCCCUACUUCAUUGAUUGGUCUAUUGCUGCCGAGGGUUACAUGGGGCCUAUCGGAGCAAGCACACUUUUGGGGUGCUUUUGGGUUGUGUUCUUUAAUAACUAUGGCCUUCACGCUAGCUGGGCUGAGUGGAGGUUUUCUAACAUUUUUCAUUUCCAUGUCCAUGCUUCUUGGGCGAUUUGUCUCUAGCAUCAAUAGGAAGCAGUGGAGCCAACAAUCACCUAGGCCGUUGGUUGCGUAUGUGCUGCCUAUGAUCCCAUGUCUCCUUUAUUGUCUUUACUAUGGCGGAUUCCUUAUCCAGUUCCUGAUUGAAAAGAUGGGCAUGAUGGGAUCUCUUCCAAAACCAUAUGGAUAUUUUGUGCCUGAUGUUAUUGUUGGAGCUGUUGUUGGAUUAGUGGUUGGUUGGUGUUUUGGUCCUCUAGCACCUGUUGCUGGUCGUUGGUUGUCGAAGACCUCAAUUCUCCAUGUCUUUCUGCAAAUUACAGUGGUUGCUUGGGCUGUCUCAUCUCAACUGUUUCCUUACAGCACUGGAGCACCAAAAAGAGUUGUUCUUCAACAUACUUUUGUUACAGAUGGUAAUAAUGUUAUAGAUUCAAGCUAUGGUUUCUCUGUGGUUGAUUCUAACUCAUUGGAGUUUCUUUUCAACAAUGCACCUGAGGCCGCCAGAUGGCUGAAGGAUAACUCUGAGUUGUCUUUUGAAGAAGAAUAUCGGUCUGAUAGAAGCUCAUGGUUGGCUCUGUACCCUGUCCCGUUCUUGUUCUCUGGAAGUUUAAAAUUUCAGGCACAAACUGAAGAGAUUAGAAAGUAUUACCAGCGUUUCCCUCAGUUAGCUGUUCAGGAGAUCUGGGAUAACAAUGGGCAGCGAAGGGUGCAUCUCAAACUUUCACUUGGUUCCUUAUCAGAAAUUUGGACCUCUGUGCUCAAUAUUACUGGGCCACUAUCAAAUUGGUCCUUUGCUGAUAACAUGCUCCCAGCUCCUCAAACUGUAAGUGGCGGGCCACCAUCAUAUAUUUGUCGACUUAGUGGAAAGAGCGAUGUGGAUUGGUCUUUCUGGUUGGAGGAAACUGAGUCAGUAAGACCAAGUGGCCAAUGUAUACUGUAA
This is a messenger RNA of Miscanthus lutarioriparius, 2433 nucleotides long. NCBI's taxonomy places the organism in Eukaryota, Viridiplantae, Streptophyta, Magnoliopsida, Poales, Poaceae. The record is from the annotation of a GenBank genome assembly.